Molecule: messenger RNA, 306 nt
Organism: Lottia gigantea (owl limpet)
Lineage: Eukaryota; Metazoa; Mollusca; Gastropoda; Lottiidae
Exons: 2
Coding region: 1-306 (101 amino acids)
Source: RefSeq, a predicted model, not a curated record
AUGGCAGAACACCUGUUGUUCGGACUGCGUAGGCCGAGAGAAAGAGUUUUUCAUCCGAGGAUGAAUAAUUUGAUCCGUUUGGAUGAUGUGGAUAUUAAGAAACGUUAUCGGUUAACCAAAGAUGUCGCGAAAACGUUGGUUGAUGAUUUGCGAGAAGAUCUCUCUAAAUGUGGAAGAUCACGCGCAGUUUCGCCAGAAAUACAGGCAUAUACAGGCACAUCUCUAUGGAACAAUCUCUGGUUAAUGUUUUAUGCAACGUUUCGACGUGUUUUCCCCACAAUUUAUCCAGUGAUUGUUGUUCCAUAA